Trypanosoma conorhini is the source of this 3003-nucleotide messenger RNA. RefSeq lists its product as uncharacterized. The coding region runs from base 1 to 3003 and encodes 1000 amino acids. The transcript has a single exon. The record is from RefSeq and is a predicted model, not a curated record. NCBI's taxonomy places the organism in Eukaryota, Euglenozoa, Kinetoplastea, Trypanosomatida, Trypanosomatidae.
AUGCCAUCAACGCAGCACACCUGUGUAACAAGGGUGCACUUGUUUCUUUACCUAUCAGAGACUUCUCAAUAUCAGGAAUAUGGAUCCGUUGGCUGCGCCAUAGUUGGCGCCUUGGAUAACCCGCCGCUGUACAAAUUGGGUUGCUACAAUGAGAAAAACGAAUACGUAUGUACGGCAAAUAUUACCACAAAUAACGAAACGGGUGCCUGUAUCGCAUUGCAACCAGGAGGCUAUGUUUCUUUCAAGGAUGAGCAAGGCAAGAGCUGGUCCAUGCAAUUUGAAAGUUCCAAUCAGGCAAUUGAAUUCUGUUCCCAUGUUGGCGUGGCAAUGCACGGUGCGUCAGGUCAUCCUGAUCAAAGUAUUCUUGCAUGUGACGUUGCUAUUGGAAAAUGUGAUCGUACUGUGUUUGCCAAUGAUACGGUAAAGGUGCGCUAUCAAAGUUGGGUAGUUCAAUGUGAAACUCAAGGGAAAGGACUUCCUAUUCUUGGAAGUAAGUUAGACGGCAACUUGCAGGAUGAUAAGCCGUGUACUUUAACUAUUCCCGCAAAUCAUAUGAGUGUGACUCCUGAGAUGAAAGGGUUUGAAGGGAUGAUUAUAGGAAUGGGAGAAGAAGGAUCCCGUGUGAUCAUCAUUCCCGCUCGAGCAAAACGCGGCGCUGGACCUCAUGUGCACAUGUGUUUUUACACCUAUUUGGUAAAGAAAAAAGCUCUAUCCCAUGUGGCAGAAAACAGUGGCUCUCGCGCAAUAACCUUGGGCAAGCAUUCAGCUCUUCAGUCAAACGAGGAAGAUAAAUUGUUAUUAUCAAACCCCCAAGAUUAUGCGAUUACACGCCCAAAAUCUCCACCGCCAGGAUUCAAUAGAGAGCAGUUAGUGGUUAUGGAUCGAAUGCGUGACCAAGUUGAGGUGCUUUUUCAACAGUUACAGGAGGCGCGACGACAGCUGGAUGUCUUGUUGAAUGACGUACGGAAAUUUGAUCGAAAAACAAAGCCUCAGAGUUUAGCAAGUGCGCAGUUGGAAUACUCUAUUCAAAAGCUUUUGGCCGAUACAGAAGAAGGAAAAGAAUUACUCUCUCAAAAGGAGUUAACGCUGAGACAAAUGGAAGCAAAAAAUAAAGAAUUGCAGAAUAAGCUAGACAAGUUUAGUAAAACCGCUAAUUUACUUGCAGAGGAGAAGAAAAGUACGAUUAGCUCCUCGAACGAGGAAAAGUUGGAUAUGGAUCGAAGAAUAGCUCAAUGCCAGACACAGCUGACACGUUUGCAGUCAGAGCGAGAGGAUGUUGCCCGCCAUCUUUCAACCGUAAAGCGGCUUCUCCAAGUUGCUGACCAGGAUAUCAAAACUGAAAAGCAGAACCUCCAGGUGGCAAUGGUUGCAUUUCAAACAAAUGAGUCGAAGCUUUCAGCUGUGGAGGAAACAUAUGCAGAGGAACAGGCCAGGCGAAAGCUUCUCGAGGCUAAGUCCAUUGCGCUCGGGGAUCAGCUUCGCUCCCUGUUGGAGGAAUUGCGUGUGAAGGAAGGGCAGAUGGAGGAGUGGCGAAAGAAAAUUGAAUGUGACAAGCUACAUUACAUGCAGUUAAUUGAGGAUGAACGCAGUAAAGCGGCCGAGGAUAUGCGCGAGUUAAGACAGGAGUUUAUUGAUGAAUUGGCUGCACGUGACAGACGUUACCAAGAGGAACGUCAAACUGUUGCACAUGAAUCUUUUGAUAGGGGCCGUUUUCAAGGCAUAGAGGACGGACAGACUGAGGCGUUGCUUGAAGCGGAUGCAGCUACGCAGGGCUGUGCUCUUACCGUCCAGCGUCACAAAGCCGAAGUGAAUGCCAUACGUGUUCGUUUAAGGAGCGCAAAGGAAGAAAAUGAAGCUGACAUUUCUCGAUUGACAUCUCAAGCUUCAGCGAUUCACGGGGCACUUUAUGAUCUAAUAGGGGAAAACUCACAGAUGGAAACAGAGCUAGACUCUUUAAGCAGUGCAAAGCAGUCUGUCGAAGAUGAGGCUUUUCAAGAACUCAAGGAUGCAAUUGGACAACUAUCCCUUCCUGUGGGAAGGCAAGAUCUCCUUGCAGUGCUACACUCCUUGCGGGUCAAGAAGGAGAUUAGCUAUGCUUUCGAGGCACAACGAGACGAAGAACGACAAAGGAUUCUUAAUGAGGAACAGAAAGAGGUUAACGAAUGGGUUUGUGGCGCGGUGGAUGGGACUUUUGUGGCGUGUCCUCGCAUGCGCACACCGCGUGUGACUGAGCCACCUGCCCCGUACGUGCCCGAUGUUUCUUUCUUGAAUGCAACAGAUCCAUCCCACGAAAUUGUUGAUUCAAAACUUCAAGAUGAAAUCAAUCAGCGGGAGGCUCUAUUGCAGUUUAAUCCGGAUGAAAUGGAUCGUCGUUAUCGAGAGCUGUUGUCGGAGCUGACGUGUAUGAAUCCCGUUCUAGACUUGGCCGCCCGAAAUAGUCCCCUGAAGGCUCAGAAUGAUGUCGCGGCAGCAAACGGCUUGCCUGCGACUGAGGCCAAAGAGGUCGUUGCAGAGGAGGCUGACACGUCAGCAUCUGCAGAACGGGCGAAAGGCUCUCCAAAAUCACAGCAACAAGUAGGCCAAGAAGAGUCCGCAUCAUCACAGCAGGCGUCACUGCAGAGUGGGUUGCAGCCGUUUCAUUUUACGCAACAACGAGAAGAAGUCGAGCGUGUGCCCUUUGUGAAAACUGAUACCGCUCCAGAAGAAGUGCGCGCGCCAGCACCUGCCCUUUCUCUGGAGGAAGAAAAGGGUGGGUCCCUCACCGUGUCCUCUGAGAAGUUCGUGCCGAACCAACGGGUCAAAGGCUCCGAAGAACAGAUGGCACCUCCACGAAAUCGAGGGUUGCCCCCUCGAAUUAGGAGACCCACUUUCAGUGGCUCGGAUUUUGACUCUGAUCCUCCGGUGGUUUUCAGAGGGUCUGCAAUGCCCAGCUCAAGGAGCGUGGCUCCUCCAAAGAGGUCCUUGUUUGACGAUACUGAUUCUUCGGAGGGUCCAAUGACCUAG